GUCCAACCACUGUGAUCAGCCAAGAGGAGCAGCCACACAGAAAAAAAGUUUAAAUCAACUCAGCGCAGAGGAGGGAGGGAGAGACGGGGGAAGAAAACGCCCUGGAAACUUGGUUGGUCGAGUAAUAGGAAAAGAGUGACAGAAUCCUAACAGACUGCGAAGUUGUGACUGGAAGAAGUGCUUUUCUUGGGCUGGGGAGAAGGGGACAGGACACGUUUUCAAGGAUGCUCACGCUGAUCUGAGGCUUCUUGGGCGCUCAGACUGCGCACAGAAGCCAAGAAUACAAGAACCACAGCAUCAGACUGAAGGCCUUUGCCUUGCUUGAGCAAUCCAAGGAAAACCAAGAUAAAGUUUCCAAGACAGCAGAGCUUAAAUAGAGUAAAGCAAAAACAAGAUGGCUGAAGAGGAGGAAACCAGAGAGGUGCUCUUUCCAGAUUGGGAGGGUCCAGACAAAACUGGCUUGACCAUUGAACAGAGUGGAGGAGAGAUCUUUGUUAAGGAGGUAAAAGGAGAGUCACCUGCAGCACGCUCUGGAAAAGUAUAUGAAGGUGACCAGAUUGUGGGUGCCACUGUCUACUUUGAUAACAUGAGCUCAGAAGAAACAGCUGAGCUACUGAAGACAUUGAACCGCCACAAGGUUGGACUUAAACUACAAAACAAAGGAGACAAAUCCCCUUGCUGCUCGCCCUUUAGCACGCCAUGUCGUUCACCAAUCGGCACCCUGACAUGGGAAGGGAAGACCCGGUUUGGAGGUUCCAGUCCAGACAUCGUCCUUAGUGGGGAGGAUGAGGACUAUAAGAGAAUAUACAAAAAAAAGAUUAAACCAAGGCUGAAGUCUGAAGACCUUGCAGAGGGAGUAGAUGUUCGCACAGAGCGGCAUAGCAGCACAAGCAGCGAUGGCAGCACAAUUACUACCAUCACCCGCCGCAUCACUACCUACACCGUGGAUAUGCCCGGUGGCAUAAGUGAGCAACUUGAACUUUCAGGCCCAGAGUUCAGGGGCCUAAGGCACGAAUCUGGAGAUGGCUCUCCUCAUAUCAGAAUCUCACACGGCAGCCCUUCAGGUAAAGUGGGAGCAGAAGGGAGUUUUGAGUCAAGCAAUGUCUCUUACACUGGGCCCCAAGUUAGCUCCACAGAGACACGCUGGGGCAGUGGGGGAGUUCAGACCACAACAACUACAAGAGAGAUAGAAGGUCUCAGAUUUAAAGGGCCUAACUUUGGAGUAACAGGAGGUAAAGAACAGGGAGGCUUUGAGAUCUCAAGAGGAAGUGGAGAGCAAGGUGAUGGAAUUAUUCAGGUGUCAGGAACAAGCACGACACUAAGAGACAGCACAAACACUGGUAGUAGGCAUGUUACAAUAGGAGAGUUUGGAGGUGCAGAGAUAACCUCAACUGAUGAGAACAGAGGGUCAAUUAGUCUGUCUUUACCAGGAGAAAGCAUGCAUAUUUUGACUUCAUCCAUGAAAAAAACACAGGAGGGAAGUGUUGAUACUAGUUUAGGUGAAAGGACAAAAGUGAAGGUAUCUGAAACUACCAUCAGUCCCUCGCAGGCAAAGGGAUCAGGCAGUAUUGAUAUUCCGAAUGUCAUACUUGGUGGAUGUUCCAUAGGUGUUGAUACUGAAUCGAGAAGUGGCAGGAUAGGAGGAUCAGCAAAAACAGUAGGCAAUGUUACCUCAGGAUAUACCUCGGGGCCAGGCAAGAUUUCAGUGGCAGGUGUGGAUGUCAACCUUACAGGUUCCACCUUGAAAGGUGAGGUUGAUGGCAACCUGCCAAGCACAAAGGGAGGAAUAAAAGCAUCUGGAAUAGACACUGAAGUUCCAGGCUAUGAAAAUGAGGGCACUGUGAGUGGCAUAAAAACAAUCAAGAUGCCUGUGUUUGGAAUGAAAGGAAACAAGAAAGAUGGAACUAGUGUUGAAGUUAAACUUGGUGAUGCAGGUAUAUCAGUACCUGUGACAGAACUAGACAUCAAAGGGAAAGAUAUGCAGGUCAGAGGUCCUAGUGCUAACAUUGAAGGACCAGCUGUCAAUGUAAAACUUCCAGAGGCUGACUUCAAAGCACCUGAAAUCAAUUCUAGCAUUCAAACUAAAGUACCAAAGAGUGAUAGCAAAUACAAAAUGAAAGUGUCUGAGGUUAAAAUUCCAUCUUUAUCUGGGCCAGAUAUAGAUGUAAACUUGAAGGGUUCCAAGGUAGAGGGAAAUAUUGAUGUAACAGUGUCAAAGACUGAGGGAGAAGUUAAGGCACCUAAAAUAGACAUUAAAGGUCCAGCUAUAAAUAUUGAGGGGAAAGGAGAUUUAAAAAUGCCUCAGAUAAAGACACCAUCAUUUGGGGCCAAGGGACCAAAAGUUUAUGUAAACGCUCCUGAGCUUGACAUUAAAACACCAAAGGUUGAUGGUGGGGACUCUAAUGUAAAAAUUGAAGGAGUGACAAUCAAGAUGCCAUCCAAAACAGGACCCACAAUUCCCGAAUGGGAUAUCACUCUGAAAGGAAGUCAGGUGAAGGGAGAUGUGGAUGUGUCAGUUCCAAAGAUUGAGGGACACACAACAAAACCUGAAGUUGAGAUCAAAGGACCAGAAGUUGAUAUUGAAAGGCCUAAAGGUGGAUAUAAGAUGCCUGGAAUCAAAAUUAAAUCGUUUGGCUUAACAGAUCCUAAGGUGGAAGCUCCAGAUGUUGAUAUAAAACUUACCAAACCUGAAAUUGACAUUAAGGCACCUAAGGUCGACAUUAAAUCAUCCAAAGUUAAUGUUGAAACCCCAGAUGUGGACAUAAAAUCUCCAAAAUUGGAUAUUGACAUUGAGGGACCAAAAGAUGGAUUCAACCGGUCUAAAUUUACAAAGCCAUCAAUUAACCUGAAAGGUCCGAAACUUGAAGGGGAUUUGGCUGUGUCAGUACCAAAGAUUAAAGGAGAUAUGACAGUACCUGAUGUUGACAUCAAAGGUCCAGAGGUCAAUAUUGAGGGGCAAAAAGGUGAAUUUGAAAUGCCUAAAAUCAAAAUCCCAUCAUUUGGUAUCAAAGGUCCAAAGGCUGAAGGCCCAGAUGUUGAUAUUACCCUCUCAAAGGCUAACAUUGAUGUAAUAACCCCUGAUGUUGAAAUUCCAGGGCCAGGAGUUGACAUUGAAGGACGGAAUACAUCACUCAAAGGAGCCAAAUUCAACAUGCCAACCAUAUCAGGACCGAAAAUCUCCAGGCCAAAUGUGGAUGUGUCCGCUCCAAAGAUAAAAACACCUGAAGUUGACAUCAAAGGUCCAAAGGUUGAAGUCGAAAAGCCAACGGGUGGAUUUGACAUGCCUAAAAUCAAAAUGCCAUCAUUUGGCAUCAAAGGUCCAAACAUAGAGGGUCCAGAUGUAGAUAUAAACCUUCCCAAAGCUAACAUUGAUGUGAAAGCCCCUGAAGUGGACAUCAAAGGUCCAGAGUUUGAAAUCAAAGGGCCAAAGGGUGGAUUUGACAUGCCUAAAAUCAAAAUGCCAUCAAUAUCAGGACCCAAACAGCCAGAUUUGGACAUUAGUCUGAGUGGGCCCAAAGUAAAGGGAGAUGUUGAUGUGUCAGUUCCAAAGAUUGAGGGUGACAUUAAAGCUCCCAAGGUCGAAAUCGAAGGACCAGAUGUUGACAUCGAGGGCCAAAAAGGAGGAUUCAAAAUGCCUAAAUUUAAACUGCCAUCCUUUGGACUGAGAGGUCCGAAUGUUGAAGGGCCAGAAGUUGAUGUCAGCCUCCCAAAAGCUGAUAUUGAUAUUAAAGCCCCUGAGUUGGAUAUCAAAGGACCAGAUUUUGAUACUGAGAGUCGAAGUGGUAAAAUCAAAGGACCCAAGUUCAGCCUGCCAAACAUUUCAGGGCCAAACCUUUCCAUGCCAGAUGUGGAUUUACAUAUGAAAGGGCCCAAAAUAAAGGGAAAUGUCGAAGUGUCGGUUCCAAAGAUUGAGGGUGACAUAAAAGCUCCUAAGGUUGAUAUCGAAGGACCAGAUGUUGACAUCGAUGGCCACAAAGGAGGAUUCAAAAUGCCUAAAAUCAAAAUGCCGUCAUUGAACAUUAAAGGUCCAAAAAUGGAAGGUCCAGAUGUUGAUAUAAACCUUCCCAAAGCUAACAUUGAUGUGAAAGCACCUGAAGUGGACAUGGAAGGUCCAGAGAUUGAUAUCAAAGGGCCAAAGGGUGGAUUUGACAUGCCAAAAAUCAAAAUGCCAUCACUAAACAUCAAAGGUCAGAAAAUGGAGGGUCCAGAUAUAAACCUACCCAAAGCUAACAUUGAUGUGAAAGCAACUGAAGUUGACAUCAAAGGUCCAGAGUUGGAUUUCAAAGGGUCUAAAGGUGGAUUUGACAUGCCCAAAAUUAAAAUGCCAUCAGGACCCAAACUGCCAGAUGUGGACUUACAUCAGAAAGGGCCCAAAAUAAAGGGAGAUGUUGAUGUGUCAGUUCCAAAGAUUGAGGGUGACAUAAAAGCUCCCAAGGUUGAUAUCAAAGGACCAGAUGUUGACAUUGAUGGCCACAAAGGAGGAUUCAAAAUGCCUAAAAUCAAAAUGCCAUCAUUGAACAUUAAAGGUCCAAACAUGGAGGGUGCAGAUGUUGAUAUAAAUCUUCCCAAAGCUAACAUUGAUGUGAGAGCCCCUGACGUGAACAUCAAAGGUCCAGAGCUUGAUAUAAAAGGGCCAAAGGGUGGAUUUGACGUGCCGAAAAUCAAAAUGCCAUCAAUAUCAGGACCCAAACAGCCAGAUUUGGACAUUAGUCUGAGUGGGCCCAAAAUAAAGGGAGAUGUUGAUGUGUCAGUUCCAAAGAUUGAGGGUGAGAUAAAAGCUCCCAAAGUCGAAAUCGAAGGACCAGAUAUUGACAUUGAGGGCCACAAAGGAGGAUUCAAAAUGCCUAAAUUUAAAAUGCCAUCCUUCGGACUGAGAGGUCCAAAUGUUGAAGGGCCACAAGUUGAUGUCAGCCUCCCAAAAGCUGAUAUUGAUAUUAAAGCCCCUGAGUUGGAUAUCAAGGGACCAGAGUUUGACACUAAGGGUCCAAGUGGUAAAAUCAAAGGACCCAAAUUCAGCAUGCCAAGCAUUUCAGGACCGAACCUUUCCAUGCCAGAUGUGGAUUUACAUCUUAAAGGGCCCAAAAUAAAGGGAGAUGUUGAUGUGUCAGUUCCAAAGAUUGAGGGCGACAUAAAAGCUCCCAAGGUUCAUAUCGAAGGACCAGAUGUUGACAUUGAUGGCCACAAAGGAGGAUUCAAAAUGCCUAAAAUCAAAAUGCCAUCAUUGAACAUUAAAGGUCCAAAAAUGGAAGGUCCAGAUGUUGAUAUAAACCUUCCCAAACCUAACGUUGAUGUGAAAGCCCCUGAAGUGGACAUCAAAGGUCCAGAGUUUGAUAUCAAAGGGCCAAAGGGUGGAUUUGACAUGCCUAAAAUCAAAAUGCCAUCAUUUGGCAUCAAAGGUCCAAACAUGGAGGGUCCAGAUGUUGAUAUAAACCUGCCCAAAGCUAACAUUGAUGUGAAAGCACCUGAAGUUGACAUCAAAGGUCCAGAGUUGGAUUUCAAAGGACCUAAAAGUGGAUUUGACAUGCCCAAAAUUAAAAUGCCAUCAAUAUCAGGACCCAAACUGCCAGAUGUGGAUUUAAAUCUUAAAGGGCCCAAAAUAAAGGGAGAUGUUGAUGUGUCAGUUCCAAAGAUUGAGGGUGACAUAAAAGCUCCCAAGGUUGAUAUCGAAGGACCAGAUGUUGACAUUGAUGGCCACAAAGGAGGAUUCAAAAUGCCUAAAAUCAAAAUGCCAUCAUUGAACAUUAAAGGUCCAAACAUGGAGGGUGCAGAUGUUGAUAUAAACCUUCCCAAAGCUAACAUUGAUGUGAAAGCCCCUGAAGUGGACAUCAAAGGUCCAGAAUUUGAUAUCAAAGGGCCAAAGGGUGGAUUUGACAUGCCAAAAAUCAAAAUGCCAUCAAUAUCAGGACCCAAACAGCCAGAUUUGGAUAUGAGUCUGAGUGGGCCCAAAAUAAAGGGAGAUGUUGAUGUGUCAGUUCCAAAGAUUGAGGGUGAGAUAAAAGCUCCCAAAGUCAAAAUCGAAGGACCAGAUGUUGACAUUGAGGGCCACAAAGGAGGAUUCAAAAUGCCUAAAUUUAAAAUGCCAUCCUUCGGACUGAGAGGUCCAAAUGUUGAAGGGCCAGAAGUUGAUGUCAGCCUCCCAAAAGCUGAUAUAGAUAUUAAAGCCCCUGAGUUGGAUAUCAAAGGACCAGAGUUUGACACUAAGGGUCCAAGUGGUAAAAUCAAAGGACCAAAAUUCAGCCUGCCAAGCAUUUCAGGACCGAACCUUUCCAUGCCAGAUGUGGAUUUACAUCUUAAAGGGCCCAAAAUAAAGGGAGAUGUUGAUGUGUCAGUUCCAAAGAUUGAGGGUGACAUAAAAGCUCCCAAGGUUGAUAUCGAAGGACCAGAUGUUGACAUUAAUGGCCACAAAGGAGGAUUCAAAAUGCCCAAAAUAAAAAUGCCAUCAUUGAACAUUAAAGGUCCAAACAUGGAGGGUGCAGAUGUUGAUAUAAAUCUUCCCAAAGCUAACAUUGAUGUGAAAGCCCCUGAAGUGGAUAUCAAAGGUCCAGAGUUGGAUAUCAAAGGGCCUAAAGGUGGAUUUGACAUGCCUAAAAUCAAAAUGCCAUCAAUAUCAGGACCCAAACUGCCAGAUUUGGAUAUAAGUCUGAGUGGGCCCAAAAUAAAGGGAGAUGUUGAUGUGUCAGUUCCAAAGAUUGAGGGUGACAUAAAAGCUCCCAAGGUCGAAAUCGAAGGACCAGAUAUUGACAUCGAGGGCCACAAAGGAGGAUUCAAAAUGCCUAAAUUUAAAAUGCCAUCCUUUGGGCUGAAAGGUCCAAAUGUUGAAGGGCCAGAAGUUGAUGUCAGCAUCCCAAAAGCUGAUAUUGAUAUUAAAGCCCCUGAGUUGGAUAUCGAAGGACCAGAGUUUGACACUAAGAGUCCAAGUGGUAAAAUCAAAGGACCCAAAUUCAGCCUGCCAAGCAUUUCAGGACCAAACCUUUCCAUGCCAGGUGUGGAUUUAAAUAUUAAAGGGCCCAAAAUGAAGGGAGAUGUUGAUGUUUCAGUUCCAAAGAUUGAGGGUGACAUAAAAGCUCCCAAAGUCGAAAUCGAAGGACCCGAUAUUGACAUCGAGGGGCCAAAGGGUGGAUUUGACAUGCCUAAAAUCAAAAUGCCAUCAUUUGGCAUCAAAGGUCCAAACAUGGAGGGUCCAGAUGUUAAUAUAAACCUUCCCAAAGCUAACAUUGAUGUGAAAGCCCCGGACGUUGACAUUAAAGGACCAGAUUUGAACAUUGAGAGUCCAAGUGGUAAAAUCAAAGGAGCCAAAUUCAGCAUGCCAAGCAUUUCAGGACCCAAACUUAGUAUGCCAGAUGUGGAUUUCAGCCUGAAAGGACCCAAAAUAAAGGGAGAUGUUGAUGUGUCAGUUCCAAAGAUUGAGGGUGACAUAAAAGCUCCCAAGGUUGAUAUCAAAGGACCAGGUGUUGACAUCGAGGGCCACAAAGGAGGAGUCAAAAUGCCUAAAAUGACAAUGCCAUCAUUGAACAUUAAAGGUCCAAACAUGGAGGGUGCAGAUGUUGAUAUAAAUCUUCCCAAAGCUAACAUUGAUGUGAAAGCCCCUAAAGUGGACAUCAAAGGUCCAAAGUUGGAUAUCAAAGGGCCUAAAGGUGGAUUUGAUAUGCCUAAAAUCAAAAUGCCAUCAAUAUCAGGACCCAAACUGCCAGAUUUGGAUAUGAGUCUGAGUGGGCCCAAAAUAAAAGGAGAUGUUGAUGUGUCAGUUCCAAAGAUUGAGGGUGAGAUAAAAGCUCCCAAGGUCGAAAUCGAAGGACCAGAUAUUGACAUUGAGGGCCACAAAGGAGGAUUCAAAAUGCCUAAAUUUAAAAUGCCAUCCUUUGGGCUGAAAGGUCCAAAUGUUGAAGGGCCAGAAGUUGAUGUUAGCCUUCAGAAAGCUGAUAUUGAUAUUAAAGCCCCUGAUUUCGAUAUCAAAGGACCAGAUAUUGACAUUGAGAGUCCAAGUGGUAAAAUCAAAGGACCCAAAUUCAGCAUGCCAAGCAUUUCAGGACCCAAACUUUCCAUGCCAGAUGUGGACUUCCAUCUGAAAGGGCCCAAAAUAAAGGGAGAUGUUGAUGUUUCAGUUCCGAAGACUGAGGGCGACAUAAAAGCACCGAAGCUUGAUAUUGAAGGACCAGAUGUUGACAUCGAGGGCCACAAAGGAGGAUUCAAAAUGCCUAAAAUGACAAUGCCAUCAUGGAACAUUAAAGGUCCAAAAAUGGAGGGUCCAGAUGUUGAUAUAAAUCUUCCCAAAGCUAACAUUGAUGGGAAAGCACCUGAAGUUGACAUGAAAGGUCCAGAGUUUGAUAUCAAAGGGCCAAAGGGUGGAUUUGACAUGCCUAAAAUCAAAAUGCCAUCAUUUGGCAUCAAAGGUCCAAACAUGGAGGGUCCAGAUGUUAAUAUAAACCUUCCCAAAGCUAACAUCGAUGUAAAAGCCCCUGACGUUGACAUUAAAGGACCAGAUUUGAACAUUGAGAGUCCAAGUGGUAAAAUCAAAGGAGCCAAAUUCAGCAUGCCAAGCAUUUCAGGACCCAAACUUAGUAUGCCAGAUGUGGAUUUCGGCCUGAAAGGGCCCAAAAUAAAGGGAGAUGUUGAUUUGUCAGUUCCAAAGAUUGAGGGUGACCUAAAAGCUCCCAAGGUUGAUAUCGAAGGACCAGAUUUUGAUAUCAAAGGGCCAAAGGGUGGAUUUGACAUGCCUAAAAUCAAAAUGCCAUCAUUUGGCAUGAAAGGUCCAAACAUGGAGGGUCCAGAUGUUAAUAUAAACCUUCCCAAAGCUAACAUUGAUGUGAAAGCACCUGAAGUUGACAUCAAAGGACCAGAUUUUAACAUUGAGAGUCCAAGUGGUAAAAUCAAAGGAGCCAAAUUCAGCAUGCCAAGCAUUUCAGGACCAAAAGUUAGUAUGCCAGAUGUUGAUUUCAGCCUGAAAGGGCCCAAAAUAAAGGGAGAUGUUGAUGUGUCAGUUCCAAAGAUUGAGGGUGACAUAAAAGCUCCCAAGGUCGAUAUCGAAGGACCAGGUGUUGACAUCGAGGGCCACAAAGGAGGAUUCAAAAUGCCUAAAAUGACAAUGCCAUCAUGGAACAUGAAAGGUCCUAAAAUGGAGGGUCCAGAUGUUGAUAUACACCUUCCCAAAGCUAACAUUGAUGUGAAAGCACCUGAAGUUGACAUCAAAGGUCCGGAGUUUGAUAUCAAAGGGCCAAAAGGUGGAUUUGACAUGCCUAAAAUCAAAAUGCCAUCAUUUGGCAUGAAAGGUCCAAACAUGGAGGGUCCAGAUGUUAAUGUAAACCUUCCCAAAGCUAACACUGAUGUGAAAGCCCCUGACGUUGACAUUAAAGGACCAGAUUUGAACAUUGAGAGUCCAAGUGGUAAAAUCAAAGGAGCCAAAUUCAGCAUGCCAAGCAUUUCAGGACCCAAACUUAGUAUGCCAGAUGUGGAUUUCAGCCUGAAAGGGCCCAAAAUAAAGGGAGAUGUUGAUGUGUCAGUUCCAAAGAUUGAGGGUGACAUAAAAGCUCCCAAGGUUGAUAUCGAAGGACCAGAUGUUGACAUCGAGGGCCACAAAGGAGGAUUCAAAAUGCCUAAAAUGACAAUGCCAUCAUGGAACAUGAAAGGUCCUAAAAUGGAGGGUCCAGAUGUUGAUAUAAACCUUCCCAAAGCUAACGUUGAUGUGAAAGUACCUGAAGUUGACAUCAAAGGUCCAGAGUUUGAUAUCAAAGGGCCAAAGGGUGGAUUUGACAUGCCUAAAAUCAAAAUGCCAUCAUUUGGCAUGAAAGGUCCAAACGUGGAGGGUCCAGAUGUUAAUAUAAACCUUCCCAAAGCUAACAUUGAUGUGAAAGCACCUGAAGUUGACAUCAAAGGACCAGAUUUUAACAUUGAGAGUCCAAGUGGUAAAAUCAAAGGAGCCAAAUUCAGCAUGCCAAGCAUUUCAGGACCAAAAGUUAGUAUGCCAGAUGUUGAUUUCAGCCUGAAAGGGCCCAAAAUAAAGGGAGAUGUUGAUGUGUCAGUUCCAAAGAUUGAGGGUGACAUAAAAGCUCCCAAGGUUGAUAUCGAAGGACCAGAUGUUGACAUCGAGGGCCACAAAGGAGGAUUCAAAAUGCCUAAAAUGACAAUGCCAUCAUGGAACAUUAAAGGUCCUAAAAUGGAGGGUCCAGAUGUUGAUAUAAACCUUCCCAAAGCUAACAUUGAUGUGAAAGCACCUGAGGUUGACAUCAAAGGUCCAGAGUUUGAUAUCAAAGGGCCAAAGGGUGGCCUGAAAGGGCCCCAAAUAAAGGGAGAUUUUGAUGUGUCAGUUCCAAAGAUUAAGGGUGAAAUAAAAACACCUGAAGUUGACAUCAAAGGGCCAGAGAUUGACAUCAAAGGGCCUAAAGGCGGGUUUGAUAUGCCUAAAAUCAAAAUGCCAUCAAUAUCAGGACCAAAGCUGCCAGAUUGCGACAUUAGUCUGAAAGGACCCAAAAUAAAGGGUGAUGUCUCAGCUCCAAAUAUUGAGGGAGAUUUAAAAACCCCUGAAGUUGAGAUCAAAGGUCCUAACAUUGACUUUGAAACUCCAGAGGGCCAGCUUAGUGGGCAAAAGAUGAAGUUACCAAAGAUAUCUGGACCGAAAAUAUCAUUUCCAGAUGUUGACAUCAAUCUGAAGGGGCCAAAGUUGAAGGGUGACUUGAAAGGGGAUGUUGAAAUGCCAGAAGUUGAUAUUAAUCUUCCUAAAGCUGACACUGAAAUAAAAACCCCAGAUGUUGACAUUGAAGGACCACAUGUUAAAAUUGAGAAUCCAGAUGGCAAAAUAAAAGGAGCAAAACUCAAAAUGCCAACUAUCUCAGGACCAAACAUUUCCAUGCCAAAUGUGGAUUUCAAUCUGAAAGGUCCGAAACUCAAAGGUGACACGGAUGUGUCAUCUCCAAAGAUUGAAGGAGACAUAUCAAUACCUGAAGUCGACAUCAAAGGUCCAGAGUUUGAUAUCAAAGGGCCUAAGGGUGGAUUUGACAUGCCUAAAAUCAAAAUGCCAUCCUUUGGCAUUAAAGGUCCAAAGGUGGAGGGUCCAGAUGUUGAUAUAAACCUUCCCAAAGCCAACAUUGAUGUACAUACACCUGACAUUGAUCUCAAAGGGCCAGAUGUUGAUAUUGAAGGCCCUGAUGCAAAAUUCAAAGGACCCAAAAUCAAAUUGCCAUCUCUGUCAGGACCCAAACUGCCAGAUUUGAAUAUGAGUAUGAGUGGGCCCAAAAUAAAGGGAGAUGUUGAUGUGUCAGUUCCAAAGAUUGAGGGUGAGAUAAAAGCUCCCAAGGUUGAUAUCGAAGGACCAGAUGUUGACAUUGAGGGCCACAAAGGAGGAUUUAAAAUGCCUAAAUUUAAAAUGCCAUCCAUUGGGUUGAAAGGACCAAAUGUUGAAGGGCCAGAAAUUGAUGUCAGCCUCCCGAAAGCUGAUAUUGAUAUUAAAGCCCCUGAGUUGGAUAUCAAAGGACCAGAUAUUGACAUUGAGAGUGCAAGUGGUAAAAUCAAAGGACCCAAAUUCAGCAUGCCAAGCAUUUCAGGAUCCAAACUUUCCAUGCCAGAUGUGGACUUCCAUCUGAAAGGGCCCAAAAUAAAGGGAGAUGUUGAUGUUUCAGUUCCGAAGAUUGAAGGUGACAUAAAAGCACCCAAGCUUGAUAUUGAAGGACCAAAUGUUGAUAUUGAGGGCCACAAAGGAGGAUUCAAAAUGCCUAAAAUGACAAUGCCAUCAUGGAACAUUAAAGGUCCAAAAAUGGAGGGUCCAGAUAUUGAUUUAAAUCUUCCUAAAGCUAACAUUGAUGUGAAAGCACCGGAAGUUGACAUCAAAGGGCCAGAGUUUGAUAUCAAAGGACAAAAGGGUGGAUUUGACAUGCCAAAAAUCAAAAUGCCAUCAUUUGGCAUGAAAGGUCCAAACGUGGAGGGUCCAGAUGUUAAUAUAAACCUUCCCAAAGCUAACAUUGAUGUGAAAGCACCUGACGUUGACAUCAAAGGUCCAGAGUUUGAUAUCAAGGGGCCAAAGGGUGGAUUUGAAAUGCCUAAAAUCAAAAUGCCAUCUAUAUCAGGACCCAAACUGCCAGAUUUGGAUAUGAGUCUGAGUGGGCCCAAAAUAAAGGGAGAUAUUGAUGUGUCAGUUCCAAAGAUUGAGGGUGACAUUAAAGCUCCCAAGUUGGAUAUCAAAGGACCAGAUUUUGAUAUUGAGAGUCCAAGUGGUAAAAUCAAAGGAGCCAAAUUCAGCAUGCCAAGCAUUUCAGGCCCGAAACUGCACAUGCCAGAUGUGGAUUUCGGUCUUAAAGGUCACAAAAUUAAGGGAGAUGUCGAGGUGUCAGUUCCAAAGAUUGAGGGCGACAUAAAAGCUCCCAAAGUUGAUAUUGAAGGACCAGAUGUUGACAUCGAGGGCCACAAAGGAGGAUUCAAAAUGCCUAAAAUGACAAUGCCAUCAUGGAACAUUAAAGGUCCAAAAAUGGAGGGUCCCGAUGUUGAUAUAAACCUUCCCAAAGCUAACAUUGAUGUGAAAGCACCUGACAUUGACAUCAAAGGUCCAGAGUUUGAUAUCAAGGGGCCAAAGGGUGGAUUUGACAUGCCAAAAAUCAAAAUGCCAUCAGUAUCAGGACCCAAACUGCCAGAUUUGGAUAUGAGUCUGAGUGGGCCAAAAAUGAAGGGAGAUGUUGAUGUAUCAGUUCCAAAGUUUGAGGGUGAGAUAAAAGCUCCCAAGGUCGAUAUUGAAGGACCAGAUGUUGACAUCGAGGGCCACAAAGGAGGAUUUAAAAUGCCUAAAUUUAAAAUGCCAUCCUUUGGGCUGAGAGGUCCGAAUGUUGACGGGCCAGAAAUUGAUGUAACCCUCCCGAAAGCUGAUAUUGAUAUUAAAGCCCCUGAGUUGGAUAUCAAAGGACCAGAUUUUGACAUUGGGAGUCCAAGUGGUAAAAUCAAAGGUCCCAAAUUCAGCAUGCCAAGUAUUUCAGGCCCGAAACUUCAUAUGCCAGAUGUGGAUUUCGGUCUUAAAGGUCACAAAAUGAAGGGAGAUGUCGAGGUGUCAGUUCCAAAGAUUGAGGGUGAGAUAAAAGCUCCCAAGGUUGAUAUUGAAGGACCAGAUGUUGACAUUGAGGGCCACAAAGGAGGAUUCAAAAUGCCUAAAAUCAAAAUGCCAUCUAUUUCAGGACCCAAACUGCCAGAUUUGGAUAUGAGUCUGAGUGGGCCCAAAAUAAAGGGAGAUGUUGAUGUGUCAGUUCCAAAGAUUGAGGGUGACAUAAAAGCUCCCAAGGUCGAUAUCGAAGGACCAGAUAUUGACAUCGAUGGCCAUAAAGGAGGAUUUAAAAUGCCUAAAUUUAAAAUGCCAUCCCUUGGACUAAAAGGUCCAACUGUUGAAGGGACAGAAAUUGAUGUCAGCCUCCCAAAAGCUGAUAUUGAUAUUAAACCCCCUGAGUUGGAUAUCAAAGGACCAGAUUUUGACAUUGAGAGUCCAAGUGGUAAAAUCAAAGGACCCAAAUUCAGCAUGCCAAGCAUUUCAGGCCCAAAACUUCACAUGCCAGAUGUGGAUUUCGGUCUUAAAGGUCACAAAAUUAAGGGAGAUGUCGAGGUGUCAGUUCCAAAGAUUGAGGGCGACAUAAAAGCUCCCAAAGUUGAUAUUGAAGGACCAGAUGUUGACAUCGAGGGCCACAAAGGAGGAUUCAAAAUGCCUAAAAUGACAAUGCCAUCAUGGAACAUUAAAGGUCCAAAAAUGGAGGGUUCUGAUGUAGACAUAAACAUUCCCAAAGCUAACAUUGAUGUGAAAGCACCUGACGUUGACAUCAAAGGUCCAGAGUUUGAUAUCAAGGGGCCAAAGGGUGGAUUUGACAUGCCAAAAAUCAAAAUGCCAUCAGUAUCAGGACCCAAACUGCCAGAUUGGGAUAUGAGUCUAAGUGGGCCAAAAAUGAAGGGAGAUGUUGAUGUAUCAGUUCCAAAGGUUGAGGGUGAGAUAAAAGCUCCCAAGGUCGAUAUUGAAGGACCAGAAAUUGACAUCGAGGGCCACAAAGGAGGAUUUAAAAUGCCUAAAUUUAAAAUGCCAUCCUUUGGGCUGAGAGGUCCGAAUGUUGACGGGCCAGAAGUUGAUGUCACCCUCCCGAAAGCUGAUAUUGAUAUUAAAGCCCCUGAGUUGGAUAUCAAAGGACCAGAUUUUGACAUUGGGAGUCCAAGUGGUAAAAUCAAAGGACCCAAAUUCAGCAUGCCAAGCAUUUCAGGACCAAAACUUAGUAUGCCAGAUGUGGAUUUUGGCCUGAAAGGACCCAAAAUGAAGGGAGAUGUUGAUGUGUCAGUUCCAAAGAUUGAGGGUGACAUAAAAGCUCCCAAGGUUGAUAUCGAAGGACCAGAUGUUGACAUUGAGGGCCACAAAGGAGGAUUCAAAAUGCCUAAAAUGACAAUGCCAUCAUGGAACAUUAAAGGUCCAAAAAUGGAGGGUCCAGAUGUUGAUAUAAACCUUCCCAAAGCUAACAUUGAUGGGAAAGCACCUGACAUUGACAUCAAAGGUCCAGACUUUGAUAUCAAAGGGCCAAAGGGUGGAUUUGACAUGCCUAAAAUCAAAAUGCCAUCAUUUGGCAUCAAAGGUCCAAACAUGGAGGGUCCAGAUGUUGAUAUGAACCUUCCCAAAGCUAACAUUGAUGUGAAAGCACCUGAAGUUGACAUCAAAGGUCCGGAGUUCGAUAUCAAAGGGCCAAAAGGUGGAUUUGACAUGCCUAAAAUCAAAAUGCCAUCAAUAUCAGGACCCAAACUGCCAGACUGGGAUAUGAGUCUGAGUGGGCCCAAAAUAAAGGGAGAUGUUGAUGUGUCAGUUCCAAAGAUUGAGGGUCAGAUAAAAGCUCCCAAGGUUGAUAUCGAAGGACCAGAUAUUGACAUUGAGGGUCACAAAGGAGGCUUUAAAAUGCCUAAAAUGUCAAUGCCAUCAUGGAACAUUAAAGGUCCAAAAAUGGAGGGUCCAGAUGUUGAUAUAAACCUUCCCAAAGCCAACAUUGAUGUGAAAGCACCUGAAGUGGACAUCAAAGGUCCGGAGUUUGAUAUCAAAGGGCCAAAAGGUGGAUUUGACAUGCCUAAAAUCAAAAUGCCAUCAAUAUCAGGACCCAAACUGCCAGACUGGGAUGUGAGUAUGAGUGGGCCCAAAAUAAAGGGAGAUGUUGAUGUGUCAGUUCCAAAGAUUGAGGGUGACAUAAAAGCUCCCAAAGUUGAUAUUGAAGGACCAGAUGUUGCCAUUGGGGGCCACAAAGGAGGAUUUAAAAUGCCUAAAAUGUCAAUGCCAUCAUGGAACAUUAAAGGUCCAAAAAUGGAGGGUCCAGAUGUUGAUAUAAACCUUCCCAAAGCCAACAUUGAUGUGAAAGCACCUGAAGUGGACAUCAAAGGUCCGGAGUUUGAUAUCAAAGGGCCAAAAGGUGGAUUUGACAUGCCUAAAAUCAAAAUGCCAUCAAUAUCAGGACCCAAACUGCCAGACUGGGAUGUGAGUAUGAGUGGGCCCAAAAUAAAGGGAGAUGUUGAUGUGUCAGUUCCAAAGAUUGAGGGUGACAUAAAAGCUCCCAAAGUUGAUAUUGAAGGACCAGAUGUUGCCAUUGGGGGCCACAAAGGAGGAUUUAAAAUGCCUAAAAUGUCAAUGCCAUCAUGGAACAUUAAAGGUCCAAAAAUGGAGGGUCCAGAUGUUGAUAUACACCUUCCCAAAGCUAACAUUGAUGUGAAAGCACCUGAAGUUGACAUCAAAGGUCCAGAGUUUGAUAUCAAAGGGCCAAAGGGUGGAUUUGACAUGCCAAAAAUCAAAAUGCCAUCAAUAUCAGGACCCAAAUUGCCAGAUUGGGAUAUGAAUCUCAGUGGGCCCAAAAUAAAGGGAGAUGUUGAUGUGUCAGUUCCAAAGAUUAAGGGUGAGAUAAAAGCUCCUGAAGUCGAUAUCGAAGGACCAGAUGUUCACAUUGAGGGCCAUAAAGGAGGAUUUAAAAUGCCUAAAUUUAAAAUGCCAUCCAUUGGACUGAAAGGACCAAAUGUUGAAGGGCCAGAAAUUGAUAUCAGCCUGCCAAAAGCUGAUAUUGAUAUCCAUGCCCCUGAGUUGGAUAUCAAAGGACCAGAUAUUGACAUUGAGAGUCCAAGUGGUAAAAUCAAAGGACCCAAAUUCAGCAUGCCAAGCAUUUCAGGACCCAAACUUUCCAUGCCAGAUGUGGAUUUCCAUCUGAAAGGUCCAAAAACAAAGGGAGAUGUGAAUAUGUCAGUUCCAAAGAUUGAGGGUGACAUAAAAGCUCCCAAGGUUGAUAUCGAAGGACCAGAUGUUGACAUCGAGGGCCACAAAGGAGGAUUCAAAAUGCCUAAAAUGACAAUGCCAUCAUGGAACAUUAAAGGUCCAAAAAUGGAAGGUCCAGAUGUUGAUAUAAACCUUCCCAAAUCUAACAUUGAUGUCAAAGCACCUGAAGUGGACAUCAAAGGUCCGGAGUUUGAUAUCAAAGGGCCAAAAGGUGGAUUUGACAUGCCUAAAAUCAAAAUGCCAUCAAUAUCAGGACCCAAACUGCCAGACUGGGACAUGAGUCUGAGUGGGCCCAAAAUAAAGGGAGAUGUUGAUGUAUCAGUUCCAAAGGUUGAGGGUGAGAUAAAAGCUCCCAAGUUGGAUAUCAAAGGACCAGAUUUUGAUAUUGAGAGUUCAAGUGGUAAAAUCAAAGGACCCAAAUUCAGCAUGCCAAGCAUUUCGGGACCCAAACUUUCUAUGCCAGAUGUGGAUUUACAUCUGAAAGGGCCCAAAAUAAAGGGAGAUGGCGAUGUGUCCAUUCCAAAGAUUGAGGGUGACAUAAAAGCUCCCAAGGUUGAUAUCGAAGGAGCCGAUGUUGACAUCGAGGGCCACAAAGGAGGAUUCAAAAUGCCUAAAAUGACAAUGCCAUCAUGGAACAUUAAAGGUCCAAAAAUGGAGGGUCCAGAUGUUGAUAUAAACCUUCCCAAAGCUAACAUUGAUGGGAAAGCACCUGACAUUGACAUCAAAGGUCCAGACUUUGAUAUCAAAGGGCCAAAGGGUGGAUUUGACAUGCCUAAAAUCAAAAUGCCAUCAUUUGGAAUUAAAGGUCCAAAAGUGGAAGGUCCCGAUGUAGAUAUAAACUUUCCCAAAGCAAACAUUGAUGUAAAUGCACCUGACAUUGCUCUUAAAGGGCCAGACAUUGAUAUUGAAGGCUCUAAUGCAAAACUUAGAGGACCCAACAUCAAAGGUCCUACAAUAAAGGGAGAUGUGGAUGUGUCAGUUCCAAAGAUUAAGGGUGACAUAAAAGCUCCCAAGGUCAAUAUUGAAGGACCAGAUAUUGACAUUGAGGGUCACAAAGGAGGAUUUAAAAUGCCUAAAUUUAAAUUUCCGUCCUUUGGGGGGAAAGGUCCACAUGUUCAAGGGCCAGAAGUUGAUGCCAGCUUCCCAAAAGCUGAUAUUGAUAUUAAAGCCCCUGAGUUGGAUAUCGAAGGACCAGAGUUUGACACUAAGAGUCCAAGUGGUAAAAUCAAAGGACCCAAAUUCAGCAUGCCAAGCAUUUCAGGACCGAAACUUUCCAUGCCAGAUGUGGAUUUACAUCUAAAAGGGCCCAAAAUAAAGGGAGAUGGCGAAGAUUUCGAUGUGUCCGUUCCAAAGAUUGAGGCUGAUAUAAAAGCUCCCAAGGUUGAUAUCGAAGGACCACAUGUUGACAUCGAGGGCCACAAAGGAGGAUUCAAAAUGCCUAAAAUGACAAUGCCAUCAUGGAACAUUAAAGGUCCAAAAAUGGAGGGUCCAGAUGUUGAUAUAAACCUUCCCAAAGCUAACAUUGACAUAAAUGCACCUGACAUUGAUCUGAAAGGGCUAGACGUUGAUAUUGGAGGUUCAGAAGCAAAAAUCAAAGGAUCAAAAUUUAAGCUGCCAUCAAUGUCAGGGCCCAAGCUGCCAGAUUGGGAUAUGAGUCUGAAAGGGCCCAAUAUAAAGGGAGAUGUUGAUGUUUCAGUUCCAAAGAUUGAAGGAGACAUAAAAGCUCCCAAGGUGGAUAUUGAAGGACCAGAUGUUGACUUUGAUGACCAGAAAGGAGGAUUUAAAAUGCCUAAAUUGAAAAUGCCAUCCUUUGGGAUGACAGGUCCAAAUAUUGAAGGGCCAGAAGUUGAUUUAAGCCUUCCCAAAACAAAUAUUGAUGUGAAAGUACCUGAAGUUGACAUUAAAGGACCAGAGAUUGACAUUGAAGGAGCUAAUGCAAAACUGAAAGGGCCCAAAUUCAACGUGCCAGAUAUGGAUUUCAAUCUGAGAGGUCCUACACUCAAAGGUGAUGUGGAUGUAUCAGUGCCAAAGAUAGGGGGAGACAUACAAACACCCGAUGUUGACAUUAAAGGUCCAGAGGUCAAUUUUAAAGGGCCUAAGGGUGGAUUUGAAAUGCCUAAAAUUACAAUGCCAUCAAUUAACAUUAAAGGUCCAAAAGUGGAGGGUUCAGAUGUUGAUAUAAAACUUCCCAAAGGAAACAUUGAUGUUAAAGCACCUGAUGUUGAUAUCAAGCUAAAAGGGCCUAAAGUCAAAGGAAAGAUGGAUGCAACAGUGCCCAAUUUGGAAGCAGAUAUUAAAGGUCACAAUGCUAACAUUGCAGGACCCACCAUCACUAUGGAAGGUGUGUCUAUUGAUCCUGUAAAGACAGGUGUUACAUUUCCCAAGUUCAAAGGUCCUAAGUUUGGAAUGAAAUCCCCAGAAGUAGAGGGGAAGACACCCAUGUUCAGUGUGGGAGCAAAAGGUUCCAAAACAGAAAUUAGUCUUCCAGAUACAGAAGCAAGUCUUGAUGCCCCUGACAUUGAUAUCAAUGUAAAAGGGAAAACAGGGAAAUUCAAACUUCCUAAAGUCAAAGGAAAGGCAAAGAAGCCUGAUGUUCACAUAGAAACACCAGCAGUAGACCUGGAUGUAGACACUCCCAAUAUUCAUGUCAAAGGAACAAAGGUAAAGAAGCCGCUUUUUGGUAAGCUUCAUUUUCCUGAUGUGGAAUUUGAUAUCAAAUCACCAAAAUUGAAAGGUGAUGGAUCUAUAUCAGAGGGAUUCAAAUCACCUGACAUAGAUUUUCCAUCUGCUAGCUUGAACACCGCUAUUGAAGGAUCUGGUAUUGACAGUCCAAAUGUUCAUUUGGGAGGGAAAGAUCUGAAAUUAAAGACUCCCAAUAUUAAAAUGCCAAAUGUGAGUGUGUCCACUCCUGAUAUUGAUACAAAUCUAAACAGACAAGGAGAGGCAAACAUGUCUGCAGGUUUUAAAGGCCCAAAAAUAAAUGUGAAAGGUGGUGCAGAGAUUGAUGCAAGUGCUUCAGGGGGCAGUGCAAGUGGUGACCUUCAUUACCCAGAAGGCACUGUAACAUUUCCCAAAAUCAAGGUACCAAAAUUUGGUAUUGCACUGCCUCAGUUGGAAGGCCAGGGAGGUGGAGGGAAUGUUGAAUCAGCUAGUGGAGACAUAAGCAUACAGUCUCCAUCUGUUAGUUGCCAAGUCAGUGCACAAAAUAUUGAGGUUCCCAGUCCAGAACUGAGGCAUAGAGAAGGUAAAGUAAAGGGAAAGAUGCCAAAACUGUUUGGCAACUCAAAAGCAAAAGGCAGUAGUGCAGGUGAUCUUCGGGGACCAAAGGUAGAAUUGAGUAAGGUACAUACUGCAGAACUGAUGGGUGGAAAAUUAGAAUUAGAGGGUGAUCCUGGGCUCAGUGUGUCAACUAAAGGCAAGUCAGCCUCACUGGAUCUAUUUCAGAAAACAAGGCAUCUGUCUUCUUCUCUGUGUGAUGAGGGGGGGCUUGCAGUUAGUUCUCCAUCUCACUUAGAAGCUGAGGGUGGCGACAUUUCAUUAGACCUAGGAGGAAGCAAGGUCAAAGGAAAGAAAGGCAAGUUGAAGUUUGGCACCUUCGGAGGUUUUGGUUCAAAGUCAAAGGGCUCAUAUGAGGUGUCACUUGGUGAGGAGGGUGAAGCAGGUGGAGGUGUUUCUCUUCCCUCUAAAAAAUCGAGAUUGUCUUCAUCUUCCAGCAGUGACAGUGGUUCAAGAGGUGGUUUCAGGUUCCCAAGACUUGAACUAUCUGUUUCACCAAAAAAAUGAUUAAUUAUGAGGUAAAUUAAACUUUCUCAUGUACCCCCAAAUACACACUCCUAAUAUGCCAGCUAUAGAUCUUUAAAACCUAAGGGGACGUAGUCAUCUCAAUAUCGUUAACUAUGAGUAAUUAUUUUUUCAGUAAUUAUACAGGAGUGCAUGAGAUUGUUUAAAAUCCCUUCAAACUGUAAAUAAGAUUAAUUUGUAUUGUAAUAAUAAAUGUUUUUUGUACAUAGUCCAGAUUUAUUGAGCAUAUGCCAUCUUACCAAAUUUUCAUAGUUUAUUACAGGGUUUGUCAUUUUGUCCUAUUUCAUUCUAUUAAAUGAAUUUUAUAAAUGAACGGGUGUGGUAUAUUUGUAUUCAGGGGUCUAUUGCACAGGACACGUUAAAAUAGUUAUUUUGAAGGAAGAUGUUGUUUAUACAUCCAGACACAAAUAUAAACAGUUAUCAGUUUUUUUAUGAAUGAAAUGAUUUUAUUUUCAAGCUUUAUAGUUAUAUAAUCAGUGCAGGAGCAUAUUUAGGCAACAUAGAGAUGGCCCCUUGUAACACAUUCUAAAGAUUAAUGGUGUUGUAUAUUGCAAAGACAACCACUGUUUGGAAACCACCAACUCUCUAAAGUGCUGUCAGUAUGUUUCUGUUCAUAUUUUAAGAAACCUUAUUCUGUGACAUUUACCAAAAUAUGCAUUGUUUUAUUAGUUUUUAACAUGUUUUGCUUCCUAAUCCUGUCAUUUACAUUUUUACCUGUUUUAUGAUCCUCUGUAUUUUAUUUUUCUGUCAUUCUCUCUUUGUACACACACAUUAUGAUAAUGUUAACAAAAUCACAAAUAAACUGUCACGUUUUGAUUGCAAGAAUCUGAGUUGAUAGAGAGUUGCAUAGUUUUGAUCAGAUAUGAUGGAGAUAAAUCAUGAUUCUUUGGGUCUAUUCUUUUGUGUGUAUUUUGCCAAAUAAACUAAACAAAAUGA
Molecule: messenger RNA, 20968 nt
Organism: Sander lucioperca (pikeperch)
Lineage: Eukaryota; Metazoa; Chordata; Actinopteri; Perciformes; Percidae
Gene: ahnak
Product: AHNAK nucleoprotein
Exons: 12
Coding region: 395-20014 (6539 amino acids)
Biological process (GO): regulation of RNA splicing
Cellular component (GO): nucleus; cytoplasm; costamere
Molecular function (GO): protein binding
Source: RefSeq, a predicted model, not a curated record